ACUUCUGCUCAGCUCCCUCGAAAACUUUUUAGAAACUUUCUCUACGCGUGAUGAAGCUGAGAUUUUUUCUCCCUCUGGCUUGCUUAGCCUGCCUUUUUCUACUGGAAUUGGGGGAAUGCCAGAAAAAGGAGGAGAAAGUCACCGAAACGGUGGGCAAAGUUGCCCGGGAGAAGCAAACCCCCGGCAAGAAGCUCAAACCCAGCGUCAAGAAGAUCAAAGCGAGGAAGGAGAAGAAAACCAUGGCCAAGGAGUCUCCACCGGUGUUUAUCAUGAGCCUGGCGAUCAAGAAGGGAGUGUUUCAGAAACCGCCGGAAACCUUAUCCGUCCCCGCUGGAGGGAGGUUUGAGCUGCGAUGCAGAGGCAAGCCCAUCAACUGGCGUUACCCCAGCUAUCUGGACGAGGACGAUGACAGCAGGUUCAGAAUUAGCCACCGAGAGAAGUUCAGCCAACUGAUCCUAACAAACACCACCGGAGCUGACACCGGGGAGUACGGCUGCUGGGCUCUGCACUGCGAUGGGCAGAACUGCAGGAAGGACGAGUCGAAGACAGGCAGCACCUAUGUCUUCUUCACCGAUCCACGUGAGCUGUUUAUACCAUCGAACGAUUAUUACGAAGCAGUCCAGCUGCGGACAGACAGGCCCACCAGGCUUCCCUGCCGAGUGACCAACCCAAUGGCCAAAGUGACCCUGCACCGGGAAUUCCCACCGGAGGAGAUCCCGCUGGACGGGACACUGAUCACGUUUGAUGUGACGAAGGGUUUUGUUGUCCACAAGGCUGUGCCGUCCUUCGCUGGCACGGUUUACUGCGUGGCCAGUUACCAGGGAUUGAGGCAGAGCUCAACAAAGUACCUCCUGAUAUUUGUCAGGUAUCCCUCUGCUCGGCCCUCGGCUGUUAUCAAAGCCUCCGUCAGUUCAGCGCGUGUGGGUGAGAACUUUAAUUUGACGUGUGCAGCUCUGGGAGAGCCCGAGAUACCGGUGGACUUUACCUGGGUGUUUCCUGGGCAGAAGUUGGGGAGACCAACCUACACCCGGGAGACCCAACGCCAAGUGUACAUCGGAAGAAAGAUCCAGCAAUUGUCACAGAGCGUGCUUUUAGUGGAUGAGAGCCGACCUGUGGAUGAGGGACUGUAUUCCUGCACGGCUCAGAAUAUGCAGGGACAGAGCACAGCGUCCACUACCGUCAAGGUUCUUCCUCACCCCAGUCCGGGGCAAACAUAAGAGAAGUCCGAGCGUUUGAAAAUCGAGGCACCUUUUGCGAAAAGUUUUUUUUUAAAAAAAAAAGUAUAUGAAAAGUAUAUCGUUGACAUGAAGUAGCUUGAGUCUAUGGUAAUUGUUAGAGAGAUCUAUUACCUAUUAUUUUUAGUUUUGUUAAAAAAAAUAUUUUAUUCAUCCAAGAUUUUACUCUCACCUUGUGAGUAAGUCACCAUAGAAUCAUACAGCACAGAAGGAGGCCAUUCGGCCCAUCGUGGCUGUGUCGGCUCUUUGAAAAGAGUCAAUCCCACUUCCCCCGCUCGCGCCCCCGUAGCCGUGCAAAUUUACAACAUUUACAGAAUUUGCAGUAUUUACACCAAGGAUAGACUGAGAUGUGCGUCGCACAACGGGACAGUAGAGGGCACUGCGUGUUAGCUACACAAGUCCCAUUAACGUCAGCUUUUAUUUACAAAUAUUA
Messenger RNA from Callorhinchus milii (elephant shark), 1668 nucleotides. RefSeq names its product platelet-derived growth factor receptor-like protein. The coding region runs from base 51 to 1217 and encodes 388 amino acids. Lineage: Eukaryota; Metazoa; Chordata; Chondrichthyes; Chimaeriformes; Callorhinchidae. The record is from RefSeq and is a predicted model, not a curated record. The transcript has 6 exons.